Messenger RNA from Lottia gigantea (owl limpet), 1130 nucleotides. RefSeq lists its product as hypothetical. Lineage: Eukaryota; Metazoa; Mollusca; Gastropoda; Lottiidae. The transcript has 9 exons. The coding region runs from base 150 to 1130 and encodes 326 amino acids. Gene Ontology annotation, molecular function: phosphoenolpyruvate mutase activity. The record is from RefSeq and is a predicted model, not a curated record.
AUUAUAUUAUCUCAACUGAAUAUAUCACGUCGCUCGUGUAUGAGUUUAUUUGACAAAUAUUCACCGCGGUUUAUCAAAUACGUGUAGAGUAUACCGGCUUUAUAACUCAAUAUCUACUGUGGUAUAUCGAAGCACGUGUACUUUGAAAAAUGGCAAGGAAUUUAGCAUCGAGGACAACGAAUAUUUUAAGAUCUAUUGCAGACAACAGUAACUGGAAGAAACAAUGUCGAUUUUAUAUAGCCCAUGGUGCCAAGAAGUCUGCAGAAUUAAAGAGCAUGCUAAAGUCAAAAGAUCUAGAAUAUAUUAUGGAAGCACACAAUGGUCUUAGUGCUAAAAUAGUAGAAGAAGCAGGUUUUAAGGGAAUAUGGGCUAGUGGACUAGCUAUGUCUGCUCAGUUAGGUGUACGAGAUAGUAAUGAAGCAUCAUGGACACAAGUUGUUGAUAUAUUGGAGUUUAUGAGUGAAGAUACUGAAAUCCCUAUAUUAGUUGAUGCUGAUACUGGUUUUGGUAAUUUUAACAAUGCUAGAAGAUUGGUCAGAAAAUUGGAAGAAAGAGGAGUAGCAGGUGCAUGUUUUGAGGACAAAUUAUUUCCUAAAACAAAUAGUCUUCAUGAUGACAGACAUCAACCAUUAGCAGAUAUGGAGGAGUUUGCUUUAAAGAUUAAAGCUAGUAAAGAUUAUUUACGAGAUCCCAAUUUCUGUAUAGUAGCUAGAGUUGAAGCUUUCAUAGCUGGUUGGGAAUUAGAAGAGGCAUUGAAAAGGGCUGAGGCAUAUGCAAAUGCAGGUGCUGAUGCUAUAUUGAUGCAUAGUAGAAAAAGUGAUCCAUCAGAAAUAGAAUCCUUUAUGAAAGCCUGGAAAAAUCCUACACCAGUAGUCAUAGUGCCCACCAAAUAUUAUAAAACACCUACACAAAGUUUUAAAGAUUGGGGUGUUUCCAUGGUGAUAUGGGCUAACCAUAAUAUAAGAAGCUCAGUGAAGGCUAUGCAAGAUGUUAGUGCUCAGAUUUAUAAAGAACAGAGUCUGUUAGGUAUAGAAAAUGAAAAGAAGGUUGUUCCAGUUAAAGAGAUAUUUAGGUUACAGAAUGAUGAUGAAUUAGUUCAAGCAGAGGGAAAAUAUCUACCUGAAAGAUAA